Hemiscyllium ocellatum (epaulette shark) is the source of this 6485-nucleotide messenger RNA. It is a transcript of the gene osbpl3b, whose product is annotated as oxysterol binding protein-like 3b. Gene Ontology annotation, cellular component: perinuclear endoplasmic reticulum; cytosol; intracellular membrane-bounded organelle. The transcript is spliced from 23 exons. The coding region runs from base 329 to 3019 and encodes 896 amino acids. NCBI's taxonomy places the organism in Eukaryota, Metazoa, Chordata, Chondrichthyes, Orectolobiformes, Hemiscylliidae. Gene Ontology annotation, molecular function: cholesterol binding. The record is from RefSeq and is a predicted model, not a curated record.
GGAACUCAUGCUACAGCCGCUUCCGUCUCAUUAGUGGAUGCUGGGCGUCUUUGGGUCUGGUUAAAAUUUGAAUGAGUUUCUGUCUCGACUCUUUGGAUUUUUCUUUUUGCGUUCCCUCUCGCGUGCGUUGUAAGCAGGCGGGCAGCGGAAUCGACCUAAUUUCUUCUCCAGAGAAGCAGUGCAAUCUCGGGAGCUGAGCCCUUUCAGUGGGGAUAAAAUGAUGAUAAACGUCACAAACAGAGCUCCUGUGGGAUGACAGGAACUGCGAGUAUUUCAAGUCGAGCUGCUUAGACCUAACUUGGUUCCAGAGGAUACCCAAACAAAUAUCAUGAUGAACAGCAAUGAGCAAAGCAUUGCCACAGCACCACAGAAGUUAUUAAGUCCAAGUCGGAGUUCCAACAGCUGUCUUAGACCAGAUAUUCGCCAGGAUAGCUGGGAGAUUGUGGAAGGACUUCGAGAUAGUAUGAGUUACAUCCAAGAACCUCAGAAGCAAGAAGGCUACUUGCUGAAGAAGAGAAAGUGGCCCCUCAAAGGCUGGCAUAAGCGAUACUUCUCUUUAGAUAAAGGGAUCAUGAAGUACUCAAAAUCUCGUUCUGAUAUUGAGAAAGGAAAACUUCAUGGAUGCAUUGAUGUUGGCCUGUCUGUGAUGUCAAUAAAGAAAAAAGCAAAAUGCAUUGAUAUAGAUACAGAAGAGCAUAUAUAUCAUUUGAAGGUGAAAUUCCAAGAGUCCUUUGAUGACUGGGUAGCAAAGUUACGUCAUCACAGACUGUACCGCCAAAAUGAAAUUGCCAAGUUCCCACAUGAUAUGUCUAAUCACUACUUCACAAUCUCAUCUACUGCAGACUCCCCACCCAGCACUAUGGACUCCCCUUCUUUUAGAAAGUUGCAGAGAGGCAGCCUAACUAAGCAGAUGUCAUUCCACACCAGUCCGGGUUUUCCCCUGGCUUAUCCCAACAGCCAGUCUAAGGUGGCAGCAUGGUUGCAAAAUUCUGAAGAUAUAGAUAAAUGUUCAAAAGAUCUUUCUCAGUGUCAUUCAAAUUUAACAGAGUUAACGCAGCUUUUACAAAAUAUGGAAGUUAUUCAUAGGACAUACUCAGCACCAGUUAUAAAUGCUAUUCAGGGAUAUGUUUUUGAAAGUCCCAAAAAGGAAAAACCUGUUCAGAGAAGGUGGCGCACCAAGAGUUUUGGGAAAGAUGCUAAAUCAACACUACAGGUUCCUUCUAUCUCGGCCAGUCCAAUGCGAUUGCAUGCAUCAAAUCCUAACCUCUCUGAGGUAUUUCAAGGAGAAACCAAACCUUUUUCAGAUGGUUCAGAUCUGCCUUCAGAUUAUUCAAAACUGCAAGAAGACUUCUGCAACAUUGCCCAUGAAGUUCACUCUGCUUUAAAGUCUGUGUUCAAUUCCUUGGUAAUUGAAAAAGAAAAGUUCAAACAGUUGAUAUCAGAACAUGAUGCUUGCCACGCACCAUCUGCACAGAUAAUUGGUCUGAAGACUGCCUUAGCCUCGGCUUUAGCUCAGAAUGCAGAGCUCAAAGGCCGGCUGUGCAGGAUACAUGCUGAGUCUAGACUGGUAGACCCAGCUGUCACUGUAUAUUCAAGUCCAGGUUCAGUUAAGCAGCAAGAUCUUGCUCAAGCAACCAAUCCUCUGGUCCAUCAACUCUCGAAUGAAAGCAGGGUUUCUCGAGCAGACUCUCUCUGUGAGUUCUUUGAUGCACAGGAAGUCUUGCUGUCAGCGAGCUCAUCAGAGAAUGAGGCCUCAGAUGAUGAUUCAUAUGUCAGUGACAUAAGUGACAAUGUUUCAGAGGAUAACUUGAGCACCGACGCAGAAACAAAUGCUCAGAAUACAUGUCCUGCUCAAAAUGGUACAAGUCACAAUGUUAGAAGAAGAUCAUGCCUGCCUGCUCCCGGACCAACCAAUAGUAACAUAAGCUUGUGGAAUAUUCUAAGGAAUAACAUAGGGAAAGAUCUUUCUAAAGUUUCCAUGCCAGUUCAAUUAAACGAACCAGUGAACACGCUGCAGCGCCUCUGUGAAGAGCUGGAAUACAGUGAGCUACUGGAUACGGCAUCUCAAACUGAUGACCCAUUUGAAAGGAUGGUUUUUGUAGCAGCUUUUGCAGUUUCAGCAUAUGCAUCUUCAUAUUACAGAGCUGGAAGUAAGCCAUUUAACCCAGUUCUAGGGGAGACAUAUGAAUGCAUAAGAAAAGAACAAGGCUUCUGGUUUAUUGCUGAACAGGUCAGCCACCAUCCUCCAAUAUCUGCAUGUCACGCUGAAUCAAAAACCUUUACUUUCUGGCAAGAUGUGAGAUGGAAGAACAAGUUCUGGGGUAAAUCAAUGGAGAUUGUUCCAGUUGGUACAAUUCAUGUAACUCUACCAGUGUAUGGAGAUCAUUAUGAAUGGAGUAAAGUAACCUCUUGUGUACACAACAUUUUGAGUGGACAGAGGUGGAUAGAGCAUUAUGGAGAUAUUCUCAUUAAAAAUACAAAUAGCAGCAUUUGCCAGUGCAAGUUGACAUUUGUGAAGGCAAAAUAUUGGAAUUCAAAUGUUAAUGAGGUUGAGGGGACAAUAAUGGACGACAGUGGAAAGGUAGUAAAUCGACUGUUCGGGAGAUGGCAUGAAGGUUUAUAUUGUGGAAAACCCCCAUCGGCAACCUGCAUCUGGAGACCAAAUGCCAUGCCAAAAGAUUUUGAGCAGUACUACGGUCUCACCAAAUAUGCACUAGGAUUGAAUGAACUGGAACCUGAUGAAAAGUUAUACCUGCCACGCACUGAUACAAGAUUCAGACCUGAUCAAAGAUGCUUGGAAGAAGGUAACAUAGAGGCUGCAGAAGCUCAGAAAGAAAGAAUUGAACAGCUUCAAAGAGAAAGGAGGAGAAUUCUUGAAGAAAACAACAUGACACAUCAACCUCAUUUUUUUAGACCAUCUUGUGAAGGUGAAAAGGAAAUGUGGGUGAGCACUGGAACCUACUGGGAACUUCGGAAGGAUCCAGGCUUCGACAAGCUUGACAGCCCGAUACUUUGGUGACAUUGUAACACUUUGUUUCAUUCUAUGUUUCAUGGGUAUUGUCAUUUAUUUAUUACUAAUAUAUCUGUACCAUCUUCACUUGGUAAUCUUCAAAUAUGUGGUCAUUUCUCUAUUUAUUCAUUCUACAUUUGGAAAGGUAUUAAAACUUAGCUCUGACUGAUUUGAUGCCUUAACAAACUGCAGAAUCUAAAACUUGUGCAAUCUUUGCUUCAAAUAUAACUUUAAGCAGUGCAGAAUUUGAUUAUUUACAAGAUACAUAGCACAAACAGUAGGUGCAUAAUAUAUAAAUAUUUAUUGCUUGCAAAGCGAAUGAACAAAUGUCCCUCUAUAAACUAGUAUCUCAACAUGUUAUUGUGGUGUUCCUUUUAUUAAGGCACGUAGCAUGCUUCCAAUACUGAAUUUAUUCCAAGCAAAGUACAGAAUCAUUGAAUGGCAAUGGCAUGCAUCCAAGGUACAUUGAUAGUCAGAUGUAUUUACAUAAUGUACCUGCUUUGAAAAUAGAACACUCUAAGAUCCUUCAAAUAAAACAUUCCUACGAUGAAAAAUUGUCAUGAAGAUCAUGAACCUUCUGCUACAUUCAGACCAAUGCUGACAUCAGCACAAAACUACAUUUAAAGCAUUUUUUUCCCUGGUCUUUCUGCUUGUUUCCUUCCCUGUCCUCACCAAUUCGGGAAAAAAAUGUACCGGAGCUUGUGGAAGAAUGUUGAAAAACCAAAAGAGAGCUUGAUGCAAGUGAUUUUAACCCUUGCCUAGUAACUGGAAACAGAUUCAAAAUUUGCACUGAUGUCUAUUUUAACCCAACAAAAUCUUGUCAAUGCGUGGAAAUACAUUUUUAAACUUAUCUAAUUAAGAUGCGCUGAAUGCACACCCAGUUUAAGGAAGGUCAAUGGUCCAUGAAUGCAGAGGUGUAAAUGUUGGAUUUUUUUUUUCACAAAUUUUCCUGUGUCUACUACAGCUCAGUUGGUAGUGCCCUCAUCUCUGAGCUGCAUGAUUCUAUGUUAAGGUUCAUGCUUUGAAUGCACAACACCAAAGGCUGACACUCCAUAGUGUUGCUGAGGGAGUACUACAUUGUCAUUCAGCUUAAAUAUUAUAACUAAGGCUCCAUGUGCCCGUACAAGUGGAUGUAAAAGGUCCCAUGGCACUAUUUUGCAGAAGAGCAGGAGUGUUACUUCUUCUGUCCAGACCUAUUACUCAAUCAACAUUCUUAAAACAUUGUUAGCCACAUGCACACUUUAAAAAAUGUUGGUGGAGUUUGGUUAUUAAUCUACGAGACAACCUAAGAAGAAGCACUUAAAUUUGUAGAUACUUCUGCUUGAUCACAGUUGCUAAUAUGUUGAUAUACAACUGAUCCUGUAUCAAAUAUAAACUUGUCUGUUACAGCACAUAAAGUAGGCCCUGGAAAGCUGUUGAUGGGUUUUACCAUUCUGAAAAUGUGCAGGAUUUUUUUUUGUACACAUUCUACCUCUUUCAAGAAAGCAAAUAAUUUUAUCUUGUCAGGCUCUUAAUGCUGCACGUGAAUCCCCUUUUGCCUUAACUAACUCACUCUUCGAGAAAACUGUGGCCUUUUUGAUAUGAUGACAGGACAAUCCUCAAACCACAAGCUUAUCAGAAGGGGAAACUAUUUCCUUCUAUUUUGACUUCCUGUUUUGUCAGCUGUGAAUUGACCUGCAAUUUAUCAUCAGCAAGAUUGUAACAAUGGUAAUGCGCAUGAGUUGCUGGCAAGAUGUGUACUCUACUUGGGGCUAAUCUGUUUUACUUCACUGAGCCUGCUUUCGUUUCUCUUUCCCACUUCUCAAAGACAGAAUGAUAGUUAUGUGGUAACUUUGUGUAAAAUGCCAUCUAGUGGCAGGUCUCUCUCAUGUAAAAUGAGCUAGUGAUUCUAUGGGAGGUAUGCAACAUUUAAGUCAAAAACUACAAUAUUGGAUUUAAAGUAAUGGAAUGCAAAUUUUAUUUGCGGUAUAAUUGAGUUAUAGUGCCAUUAAAAUGUAACAUCUUUUCAAAAAUAUAGCAGUUUACAAUGUGUUGAAUGAGUUGAAAUGUACGAUUGAAGUGAUACUUUGAGUGCAUUCGUGCAAACAACUUGUGUAGUUUUUUAAUGUUUACAUAUGAUGCUGCUUUUCUCCAUUUUAUGUUGUUGAAUCAUUUAUAAGAUAGGAAAUGAUUUUCUAACUGAUCAAUAUUGCUUCAUAGCGCUGUACAGCACAAUAACUUUGAUAAAACCACAAUUUGGCAAUUUCCACCAUUCUCUGAUUGCCUGUCAAAGGAUUGUUUUAAAGCUUCAUUACAGGAGAAUUCAGAAUGUUGAUGUAAGUGCCUAGAAUUAACUGUUCCAGGUAGCUAGUUUUAGUGUUUUUGAUGAGUCCAUUUGUUGUCAUGAGUAACCCUGCAAUUUGUCAUAACAAAUAAUCACCUGGAAGGGCACAAUUUAAUGUGAGUAUUCAGUUAGGGGAUUACCCUUCUCAUUCCACUUCACUACUUAAAUAGUUUAAUUCUUUAAAUAGGAUUAGUACUUCUAAACACACUGUCAUUUUCUAAGCAACAUUAAUUGUCAGUUUGUGUCGCCUGAAAUCAGUGCAUAAAUAUGAAUUAUGAUGGCCAGCCAAGACAUUGGAUGACCACCUCCAAAUAUUGUACUUUUUAUGGUUUUAAAUCGUUUCUUGCACUAUACUGCAUUUCCAAAAUGUGAAGAUUAGUUACUUGUUCCCAGUCUUGCACUACUUACUAAACACCAUCUGUUGGUUCCUUGCUUUUUAUUUUGUUUAUCCUCCCCUCCUAAAUCCUGCCUUAUACUUCCCUGUCAGGAACACGCAAAUUAGAACUCAAACUAAUUUUUCAUAUUUUCAGUACUGAUAUUGGAUGAGAAUCGUUUUUGUUCUAAACUUAAUUCCAUCUAAAAAGGAACACAUUCAGUUUCUCUCAGCAAUGCAGAGUUUAAUGGCCCUCUUGCAUUCACAUUUCAGAAAGUUGAAAUUUUACUGCGCUGCAGUUUAAUUUACUGAUGGAGGAUAUCAGCAGCUUAUUGCCAGACCGCACUUUUUCCUCGGUUUUUAAACUGACUCUUAUUUAGUAGUUACUCUUGCUGCUCACUCAAGUGAUCUCAAGAUUGUGUUACAGAAUUUAUCCUCUGAAAGGUAACAAAGGCUUAGGUCCGAACUGCUUAUAACUCCCAUUUCAAAUUCUGCAAACCAUUAAUAUAAAAUAUUGCUCACCUUAAGGAGAUAUUUACACUUUUUGUUUACAAUUUGUAUGCCAACAUUUAUUAUUCAGAUGUUCUAAGCACCAAAAAAAGUCUGAAGCUUGUAGGAGGUGGGAGAGGAGUUGUGUACACUGAUUCCAUUUGAAGGAACUAAAAUGCAGAAACUGAUUUGUAGAUUUAAUUCAUUAUGCUUUUGUAAGGGGAAGAUGGCUACAAUUCAGUAUAUAUUCUGUAUCUAAGUUAUUAAAAAAUAAACUGGUUUUACUGGAA